Molecule: messenger RNA, 375 nt
Organism: Lycium ferocissimum
Lineage: Eukaryota; Viridiplantae; Streptophyta; Magnoliopsida; Solanales; Solanaceae
Exons: 1
Coding region: 1-375 (124 amino acids)
Source: RefSeq, a predicted model, not a curated record
AUGGAAGGCAUUAUUCAGCCUUACAACGACGCACUGGUAAUAACUGUCCUUGUCAAUAAAUUUAGAAUCAAACGUGUGCUAAUUGAUCCAGGUAGCUCAGUUAAUAUCAUCCGAUGGAGAGUUAUCAAGCAGCUGGGACUACUAGAUCAGGUCGUACCAGCAAUACGAGUCCUCAACGGGUUCAACAUGGCAUGCGAGACGAUGAAGGGUGAGAUCACCUUACCGAUCAACACGACAGGAACUACGCAGCAGACCAAACUUUAUGUGAUAGAGGGAGACAUGGGAUACAAUGCAUUGUUGGGAAGACCGUGGAUUCACCUCAUCAAAGAGGUCCCCUCAACUAUGCAUCAGGCGUUGAAAUUCCCGACCCCAUAG